Anolis sagrei ordinatus is the source of this 585-nucleotide messenger RNA. Lineage: Eukaryota; Metazoa; Chordata; Lepidosauria; Squamata; Anolidae. The record is from RefSeq and is a predicted model, not a curated record.
AUGGCAAAACAUUAUCCUGUCUUGAGACUAUUCCCAUGAGCUCAUUCAUCUUGUUUUCUUUGCAGGCCCCAUCAGUUCUCUCAGCCCUCCAACUUUGAAUGUCAUCUGAGGGAAGACGUGGACAUACCUUUUGGAGUAUGCCUAGAGACAGCCUAGAAGCGUAGAACCAAGAUGGAAGGGGAAGAGCCAGUUGUCACCCAGUUGGAAGUAUUUUCUUCUGCUGUUGAGGCAGAGAACAAUAGAACACUAUGGGAGGACCCUUGGAGGAAAGACCAGGAGAGCAGUCUACUCCACUCAGACCUUCAGCGCCGGAGCUUCAGGCAGUUCACCUACAAGGAGGCCUUGGGGCCCCGAGAGGUCUGCAGCCGCCUCCACUCUCUCUGCCGCCUUUGGCUGAAGCCCCAGCGACACUCCAAGGCGGAGAUGCUGGACCUGGUAUUCUUGGAGCAGUUCCUGGCCAUCCUUCCUGCAGAGAUGGAGCGCUGGGUGAGGGAAUGUGGGGCAGAGACCAGCUCCCAGGCCGUGGCCUUGGCUGAAGGAUUCCUCCUGAGUCAGGAAGAGGAGAGGAAGCAGAAAGACUCUUGA